Molecule: messenger RNA, 3737 nt
Organism: Sabethes cyaneus
Lineage: Eukaryota; Metazoa; Arthropoda; Insecta; Diptera; Culicidae
Product: acyl-coenzyme A thioesterase 9, mitochondrial-like
Exons: 5
Coding region: 127-1569 (480 amino acids)
Biological process (GO): acyl-CoA metabolic process
Cellular component (GO): mitochondrion
Molecular function (GO): fatty acyl-CoA hydrolase activity
Source: RefSeq, a predicted model, not a curated record
GGAGGUGGAAGUGACACAAUUUGUUCCAGUUGCAAAUUUUGGCUAAUCUUCUAAUAAUUGCGUUGUAUAGUUGUGCUUUUUGAGUUUUCAACUGUGUUGUUAGUUAAAUAUUGUAAGCUGCAUGAAAUGUUUUCGUUACGUAGUCAAGGAUUUGCUCUAGGCACACGGGCCGUCCAGCUGUUAGUUCGCGAUAGCUUAUCGGCUGCUAGCCGAAAUCGCAUUGUCAAUAUAAGUGCUAAAACAGGUAUUAGUCGGCUUACAUCACUUGGUCAAAGCAGCUGCGAAAUGUCCAGCAUAAGCUAUCUAAAGCACAAUGGAGAUUUGGAAUGUACCGCUGGAACAAUGAAUGAAGUGAAGCAAGUUAUUAUUCAAAAACUAGGAAUUGAAGUGGGAUACACACCGUUUGUCAGCACUCGAGAGCACCUAACCCAAUAUGCACCGGUAUCAAUAGAUAAAUUACCAGUACGUUCUAUGCAGGAUUCGUUUACUUCAGCGAUUAUUCCAUUGACGACUGAUAAAAUUCUCAAGGACAAAUAUGUCGGAUUUAUGGGAAAUGUUAGAUUAGGUCGCUUAAUGGAAGAUAUGGAUAUGUUUGCAGUGUGGGUUGUCCAUAAGCACGUGCUACUGCCCGAUCUACCAGAAGGUGUCGCUCUUCCUUAUACAUUUGUAACAAUUUUAGUAGAUAAAAUUGAUUUCACUGACUUGGUACCGUCGCACGAUGCUGAUAUCCGAUUAUCAGGUCAUGUAAGUUGGGUCGGAAAAACAUCCGUUGAAAUUGUUGUGUGGAUGGAGCAAAAAUUACAUGGAAAAUGGCAAAAGCUCACACGAGCCUUAUUUUUGAUGGCAGCUAGAGAUGCAACUAACACUAAAGCAGCCCUGAUAAAUCCUUUAGCUCCGGCAAAUGAUGAGGAAAAAGCUAUUCUUACUGGAGGAGAAUCUCGCAAGCAUAGGCGUAUACAGCUUCAAAAAGAAGAUCUGCUUAAAACGGAACCGAAUGAUUUUGAGCAAGGCAUUGUUCACGACUUGUUUGUAAAAUCCAUCGACACCAAGAGUCGUGCAUUCAACAAGCGAAUUCUGCCACCGGGGUACAUUUGGAUGGAGGAUGCUACAAUGUCCAAUAUUAUAUUUUCUCAUCCGGAAGACCGCAAUGCCCACAACAAAGUGUUUGGUGGUUUCUUGAUGCGUAAUGCACUAGAACUCAGCUGGGCUUUGGCAUACAAUUUUGCCAAGCGGCGGCCUAAGCUGGAACACAUUUCUGAUAUCAGCUUUCACCAUCCAGUAGACGUUUCAUCCAUGCUGAAUAUGCAAGCCCACGUUAUCUAUACAGAUCUUCAUUAUAUGGAGAUUGUCGUACUUGCUGACGUUUACGAUGCUGUCACGGGCCAACAAACAACAACAAAUUCGUUUUACUAUACCUAUUCGGUGGCAGAGAGGUUACCAAGCAUAAUGCCUAAAACCUAUCACGAAGCCAUGUACUAUCUCGACGGACGACGAAAAUUCCGCUAUGCAAUGGGUAUCGAUAAACCCAUGGUUGCUACCAGUGAAACUGGAGACAAAAGUAAACUUUAAAGUGAUUAUUGUUCUGUAUGUUGAAUCCAGUAGAAUCGUAUCUUCCUCUUGAUGCGAAAACUAGUGAUUUUAACUUAGCUAUAUGCAAUCGCAUGCGAAAAAGGCGUAUGUAUCUAACGUUUUGCUGUAUUGAUUGCAGCGAAUAUACGAAUUUAAUAUCGUAAGUUUUUCUCUCAGACAUUUAUGUGAAAAUUUAAUCUCAUCGAGAUAUUUAGUUGGUGCUACCUACUUAAGGGUCAAAUAGAAUUUUUUGUUGGCAUAUUUGUCAGUGUUAUUUUUACAGGAUCCGUAGCAAAAUUGUCGAUAAAGCACAAAUAUUAAGGGGGCAUAGUACUUUUUUAAUUCAAAAAAAUCGAAAUUUUUUUUAUUGAUUAUUUCGAAAGAUUAACAUUUUGACCAUAUGUGUUUCAAGUUAUUUCGAUGAAUUCCAAAAAUUGACAAAGUUACAGAUAUUUGUACCGCGCGUGUCUGGAGCGAUUACACAGCGAAUAAAAACUUCAACGUCGUUUUUCUCGAAACCAGGUUUUGAAAGUCGGUACCAUAAAUAUCUCAAGAACGGCUCAAGCAAUUCUCAUGAUUCUUUUUCUGUUUCAAAGCCAACAAAAUUAUCUAGUGUUUGACCCAUCCUUUUCUUGAUAUUACAAUUUUUAUAUUUUUUAUAAAUGUUUAAAGUCAAUUUUUUCGACUAAAAACCUUACUUUUAUGUUUGAAUGUCCGCCAUUCUGUUAUGCGUUCGAAUUUAAAAAAGAGGAUGGAUCAAACACGAGAUAAUUUAAUAUACUUUCAUGUCGUUUUGGAAUUUUUCAAUUCGGAUAAGCCCCCCAGCGCCAAUCCAUGGUACCGUAAAUCAUGUUUUUUUCGAAUGAUCAUAUUCAAGGAGCCGUUGGGGAGAGGGGAAGAGGUUCACAUAUGCAAACAAAAUUGUAAAUAUUAGUAUAAAAUGCAAUGUUUAGAAUGCAAAAAACCUGAAUCGAUUCGCUUUUCGCGUUAUUGAGAAAAAAAUAUUUAAAAUAAGGCAAAAAAUAUGGUGUAAAAAGUACUAUGUCCCUUUAAAUCUGUUUGGCCCUUAAAGAUUGGCAGUUUUACUGUUGAUGUCAAUUAACGAAUGUGCAGACGAUGUAUUCAAGUAUAUAAACGGAUGAGACUUGAAUGGGAAUUAUGUCCUUAAACUACAUAAAAACAAGUUUGUGCAAUUUUGGAGACAACAACAUUUGCUGUGGACGAAGUAGAAGUGGUUUACUUAAGGUUAAGCAAAAUGUGAACAAAAAAACUUCAAUUUUCGCGUAUUAGCAUUGAUAUUACUUCUUAGGAAUUUUUCGCAGCUUAGUCAUAAACACCAGCUUUAAUAUGAAAACGAAAUAUCAGCAUAAUUAUGUAUCCCAAGCAAUCUGAAGUUCGGGUUUUGCCUAUCGCACGAACUGGAAAGUUUAUAUUUAAUUGAAAAUAACUUUCAUGGCAUUUUUGCUAGAAAACUAAAUACUACGCAGACAAACAGUACUUAAUUCUCAAUAAGUAUCAUUAAGAUUAGCAUCAGCGUUAUUAGCAACUUCAGAGUGGAAAUAAAGUAUUUUGUUUUUCAAAUGCGAACUAAAAAAAUGGGACAAAAUUUAGGUUGAUUAAAUCAAAAUUAAUUCGGACUUUUGGUUGCUUGCUUGUUCACUUCAUAAUUUUCUUAAAAUUUAAAAAUGCUGCCUAGCAGUGGGAUUAGAUAUGUAAAUGAACCAAAAAUAAUAACUUUUUCAUUGCUCUCCUGAAGCGCAAAUGAAGUAAACAUAAAACAUGAUACAAGUUACAGAAAAACAACCGGAAAGUAUAAAACUAGGCCUGUGCCUCACAUUUAGCCAGUACAGUACGAAAAUCGUUCGAUAACGUACUCCUCGUACUUGAAGUAGACUGUCAGAACCAUAUACACAGCAAAAAGAUUCGUGACAUUUGUGUGAGUCUAGUGGCCAACUCUGUUUUAACGCUUGAACGUUAAAAUAAUAUUGUGUUAUUCAAACAUUUUUCUAAACUAAAGUGUUUUUUCCACAUAUUGCUUAAAAACUACAUUGGGCAUUUGAGGGUAAUGUACGCUAAACCAGGAGAUGCUUAAGUGUAUUAAAAAGUUUGUGUUCCUUUUGUUUCUAUGUUAUAAUAAACGUUAUUAAAAGUUACUAUUAUGUUUUCUU